AUGCCUUCCAAGUCCUCCAAGUCCAGCAGCUCUAGCAGCUCCGGCUGCGGCUGUCGCUGCUUCUCAUUCAAGACCCUGAGCUUCUUGGCCAUCUUCCUUGCCCUGUUCUCCGCGGUCUACCGAUUCCUCGACGCGCGCCUGGAGCAAUUCUACAUCUUCGACCCGGACCACCUCCACGAUCUUUCCCAGCGGGCCAUCAGCGCCCAUGGCGAAGACACUCGUUCCAUUGUCAACUUCAUUGUUGCCGAGCUGGAGCAGAAGGUCGGCCCCAACUACCUGAGCACUCAGGAGGAGUGGGUCUUCAACAAUGCUGGCGGUGCCAUGGGCGCCAUGUACGUGAUCCACGCCAGUAUCACGGAGUACUUGAUUGUCUUCGGUACCGCCAUCGGCACUGAGGGCCAUACCGGUCGCCACACCGCCGACGACUACUUCAACAUCCUCCAGGGCACCCAGUUGGCCUAUGUCCCGGGCGAGUUCAAGCCCGAGGUCUACCCCGCCGGUAGCGUGCAUCACCUUGUCCGCGGCGAGGUCAAGCAGUACAAGAUGGACGAAUCUUGCUUCGCGCUGGAGUACGCCCGUGGCUGGAUCCCUCCCAUGCUGUUCUUCGGCUAUGCCGAUACCUUCUCCAGCACCCUCGACUUCCCCACUCUGUGGGCUACCACCCGCAUCACUGCCGUUGAGAUGGUUGGAAACCUGCUGCAGCUCAAGCUGUAA
Penicillium salamii is the source of this 714-nucleotide messenger RNA. The record is from the annotation of a GenBank genome assembly. NCBI's taxonomy places the organism in Eukaryota, Fungi, Ascomycota, Eurotiomycetes, Eurotiales, Aspergillaceae.